GGAGCUCUGCUGUGGCUCCUUCCACCCUUCCUUCCAGCACAACCCUCCUCCUUAGAUCCUCUGCAGGCGAAGCCAUGAGAUCACUGGUAGCUCCAGCGCUCCUGGGUCUGAUCCUGGGAUGCAUAGCAAAGGCAGCUGUACUCCCUACCCUCCCUCAGGGAGAGUUUCCUGCUUGCGAUGACGUUGAGACGGAGCACAUGGCAGACUUCGCAGUGAAGCACAUCAACUCAAAAAAUAACCACGGGUACAAGUACGCCCUAAACAGGAUCGAGAAGGUCAAGGUUCUCCCUCGGAGGCCAUUUGGGAAGAUAGCCUUUCUUGAGUUGGACUUAUUGGAGACUGAGUGCCAUGUGUCGAACCCACUGCCUGCUGAAAAUUGUACCAUAAGGCCACAGACACAGCAUGCUGUUGAAGGGGACUGCGACGUCAAACUCCUCAUUUUGGAUGGAGCCUACAAAGUGCUGUCUAGCAAAUGCCACUCUACUCCAGGUUCAGUUGAAGAUAUUAUCAAUGUUUGCCCUGAUUGUAACCCUUUGUCACAACUGGAUGACCCUAAGUUGAAGGAGGCAGCUAAUUCUGGGCUCGCCAAGUUCAAUGCUGAAAAUGUCAAUGGAAGCCACUACCAGCUCAUUGAGCUUUCAAGAGGGUUUACCUCCCAUAUGCCUCUAGGUACACAUGUGGAGUUUGCAAUUGCUGCCACUAACUGCACAAGGCAACAAGCCCAAGACCCUGCAGAACACUGCCACGUGGCAACAGAUGAGCAUGCGCGUAAUGGGUUUUGCAAGGCAUCCGUUAUCCAGUUGCCUCCUGUUCCUGUUCUUGGUGGUGAGCCCAUUCCACCUGCAGAGGAGAUCACCCUAGAUUGUGCUUUAUAUGAUCACCAGGCCGGCGGUUCCCAUUUCAUCGAGCAUUUCAUGUAUCAUCUUGGGAAGAACAUCCCUUCCCCUGGAACUGGCCGCAGGGUCCUUGACCUCAUCCAUUCGCACAACGACACGCACGCAUCCCAUGAAUCUCACUCUGCCGAAGCUCCAGCCGUCGCGGCAGCAAAGCCUGUCGUCAAGAGAGCGGUGGAAGCUGUGCCACUCCCAGCACUUUUGCUACAAUUAUGCCCAGGGAGGAUUCGCCACUUUAAGAUAUAGGAGAGCCUGAUAGAAACUACGGGAGCUGCCCAGUCAAUGAAAUUCCUUUGUAUAUUCUCCCAAACCUGAACUCACAUUCUUGCAGCAAAAUAGUGAUAAUUUCUCUCUCACACACACAUCCCCCCUAAAAGCCAAGCCUGUCCUAAGAAAGGCUGUGAGUAUUGUGUCAGCCUGCUUUCUACCUGUGCAGAUUUUGGUGCUUCUGACAGAUCCUGCAUCUUCUAGCUUCCCUGCUAUCUUUAGUUUCUGCCUCCUUUAGACAGAUGCAAGGUGGAAAACAAGGACUCCAUGCUUGGUGGAAAACUCAGGGGCAGGAGGGGCAGUAUUAGGGUGGGGCUUCUGUCCUGUGUGUCAUUCCUUGUCCCUCCCCUUGAUGGGUGGCAGAAGCAGGAUCAGUUGUGCAAAUUGCAUAACAAUUUGCUAAUCUGCAUACUCUACUAUUCAGCUAACAGAUUCAUGGCACUCUCGGGUGGAAAAGCAGGUGUGGUUUGGGGUGUUUCUCCUUUCAAAAGGGAAGAAUACACACAGCACUGGACAGAAGGGACCGCAGUGAUAUAUGAGGUGUAUUCUCUAGGAAUUACUGUUCUUUCCUUCCCUGGUGUCCAAAAUUGCAGUGCUACAUUAUGGAGACCGUGCUGGAAAAUGCAUAUGCUAACAAUAUGCAAACCAAAACAAAGGUGCUUCCAAAAUAAAACACGAAACUCAAAAUGC
Messenger RNA from Podarcis muralis (Common wall lizard), 1850 nucleotides. RefSeq names its product alpha 2-HS glycoprotein (gene AHSG). The record is from RefSeq and is a predicted model, not a curated record. NCBI's taxonomy places the organism in Eukaryota, Metazoa, Chordata, Lepidosauria, Squamata, Lacertidae. Gene Ontology annotation, biological process: negative regulation of endopeptidase activity. Gene Ontology annotation, cellular component: extracellular region; blood microparticle; extracellular matrix. Gene Ontology annotation, molecular function: cysteine-type endopeptidase inhibitor activity.